AUGGCGGACCUUAGCAUCGAUGAGGCCAACAAAAUCCGCCUGUCCAUGGGUCUGCCUGCUCUUCCAGGUGGCUCUGCCAAUGCUACCCCGGACGGACCAGCCUUCAGAGCCGCGAAGGAUGACGACGAAUCCUCUGAUGAAAUUGCGAGCACCAUCGAUACGCGCCAGGCUGCUGCCCAUGACAACUGGUUGAAGCUCAACGCCGGACAAGAAGCCAAGAAGAAGCGCGAAGAACGCGCAGCUGCGAUCAAGAAGGAACGUGAGAGGGCCGCGCGCACAGCGAAGCUCGAAGGCAGUGGUCUUGCGGACGAAGCCAACGAUGACGAUGACAUGGCCUGGCUGAAAGGCAGCAAGAAGCGCCAGAAGAAGAUUCUGAAGGCUGAGCAGAUGCAGAGGGAGCUCGAGGAGCGCGAGCGUCAGGCGCGCGAGGCAAUGCAGUACACAGAGAAUGAUCUCGCAGGCGUCAAAGUUGGCCACGAAGUUGAUCAAUUUGAUGAUGGCGAGGACCAGAUUCUAGUGCUCAAGGACACAGCAGUCGACGGUGAGGAUGACGAUGAGCUCGAGGCAGUCGCGUUGAAGGAGAGGGAACGAUUGCAAGAACGAUUGGACUCCAAGAAACGGAAGCGCGCAUAUGAUCCUAACGACGAACACGACGCCAAAACCAUUCUAGCCCAGUAUGAUGAGGAGAUUGAGGGUAAAAAGGGCAAAGCAUUUACUUUGGAUGGCAAAGGCCACACAGUCGAAGCUGUUCAGGCUGUAAUUACAGGUGCCUCGCAACCGAAAAAGAUCGCUAUCAGCCUCGACAUUCUCAAGGACGAUGCGCCAGCCAAUGACUACCUGGAUCUGUCCGAAAUCAAAAUGAAGAAGCCGAAAAAGAAGAAGUCCAAGAAGGCCAAGCGUGAGCGCGUGGAAGAUGACGACGAGAUGAUGCUCCCGCCUACAGAAGAGCCGACUGAGGAGAUGGAGCUCGACGGAGCGGACACAACCGUACCCAAGGCCAAGAAGAAGACUAUCUUCGAUGAAUCUUUCAUCGAUGACGAUGAUCUGCAGGCCAAGCUAGCUGCGCAGCGACAGAAAGCACUCAAGAAGCGGAAGAAAAUGCGUCCAGAAGACAUUGCACGACAGCUGCGAGAAGAGGCGUCGACGCCACAGGCACUUGACAUGGUGGAAUCGAUCGAGGAUGGCGAUGCGGACGGCCUCGUGAUUGAUGAGACAACAGAGUUUGUGCAGAAUCUUGGAACAAAUGCAGAUGAUGGCGAAAGAGAAGAGGCGAGAAAGAGUCGAAGGAAACCUAGCCACGUUUCCGAGGGCGUUAAGGCUGAACAGCUCACCGACAACGACGGCGACAUAGACAUGCACCAAUCCUACGCUGAAGCAGCCGAAGCCGAAGACGCACAUCAGCGCAGCCAAUCCCGUGCAAAGUCUGUCGAAGAUACGGACACCGGUCUCGAAGCUGAGAAGACAGUCGACGGUGGCAUGGGCGCCACUCUCGCGCUCCUACGGCAGCGCGGCCUCGUUGCCACUGACAACGACACAAGCAGCAAGAACGCGCUCUACCGCGACCGUCAGAAGUUCCUCGCCGAUAAGCAACGUGCCGAAGCCGACGCUGAACGUCAGCGCAAGAUCGCACGUGAACGUGAACGUAACUCGGCACGCUGGAACACCAUGACGCCACGCGAACGUGAAGAUUGGGCUCGAAAACAGAACACAAACGCCGAUGUCAGCGAGAGUCGCAGGUUAGCGGAGAUCUUUAACAAGGAGUAUAAGCCGAACGUCGAGUUGAACUACGUUGAUGAGCACGGACGCCAGAUGAACCAGAAAGAGGCGUUCAAGCAGCUUAGUCACCAGUUUCAUGGCAAGGGCAGCGGAAACACGAAGACCAAAAAACAUCUUGAAAAGGUCGCUCAGGAGAAGAAGAAGAUGGCUGAGAGCUCGUUGGAGGUUACAAGGACAGGCGGUGUGGGAAGCGCUCACGACCAACAGGCGAAAAAGUUGAAGACUGCCGGUGUGCGAUUGCAAUAG
Ascochyta rabiei is the source of this 2022-nucleotide messenger RNA. RefSeq lists its product as uncharacterized. Lineage: Eukaryota; Fungi; Ascomycota; Dothideomycetes; Pleosporales; Didymellaceae. The coding region runs from base 1 to 2022 and encodes 673 amino acids. Gene Ontology annotation, cellular component: U4/U6 x U5 tri-snRNP complex. The record is from RefSeq and is a predicted model, not a curated record. The transcript has a single exon. Gene Ontology annotation, biological process: maturation of 5S rRNA; mRNA cis splicing, via spliceosome.